GCACAUCCGCUAAACAAAAGGGAUGCCGGCUCUGUGGACAAACAGCUACUACCUUGACAGAGUAAUAGCCAGUACUUGGAUAAACAACGAGAGCAAACGGUGAAAUGUUGAAUUUAGACCACUUGAAUACUUUCAACAUGAAUUUGGGAUAAGUUUCCAGAACCUGUGGACAUAUUGUAGCGGUUGUUUCCUGCAUGUGAAAAAAAUAUGUGGAUAACUCUCGGUUGCUAUAGCGGAUGAUGUCCCAAAAUGAACACAGAUUUACAGAAGCAACUCCAAGUUCCCCGACCAAAGAUCCGGAGUCACUUAACGAUCAAGGUGCAGUCCAAACUGAUGUCAAAGCCUUGUCCCUCUACCCGGGGUCCCAAACCUCCCACCGCUCCAAAGCCCAGACCCUCCUCAUCUGAGACAGAGGCAGAGGAGGAGCAAUGCCCCCCUCACUGUCUGAGAAAUGGAGACUUGACCUCCUCAGAGGGGGAACCUGAGGACCACCAGGAAGGGUCAGAGGACCCCAUACCCCACUCCACAGAUCACAGCCAGGAGGAAGCAGCACCAGAGGAAAUCCUUAAUGACAAUGACAUCACAGAUUAUAGUGAGAAGGAGAAUGAGCAGGAGGAGAAGGGGGAUGAGGUAGAGCGAGCGAGAGAGACGUUGAGCAAUGCAUCCGAAAUGGAAAACACUAGUGCAUCUGACACUCACAUUGCUGUAGAGGAGCAAAAAUGUACAGCAAUAGAUGACUUGAACCCACCUGAGAGUGACAAUGAUGGCACAUCUGUGGACCCUGAAAAUCAUCCAGAGUGUGACAAUGUGUUUCUGUGUGAGAGAGGAGAUGAGGAAGGAGGGGGAAUCAAAGAGGAGGAGGAAGAUAAUCAGAGUUUAACUGAGGAGACUGAAACAUCUGAGGAACCUAUAGGGUACCCAGAAGAAGAUGUUGAAGAACCAGAAGAUCAUGGUACCACCCCUAGUCAGCCUGCUGCAGACACUGACAGUGGGCUUGAAAAGGAAGUCAGCGCCCCUGGUGGUGAAUAUUUGCAGUGCAAGUUACCCACUGAUGAGGCUGAAGAGGAAGCCGAGGAUCUCUUACUGGGAGCACGAUGCUGUACACUCCCACCCGUCGGCGAGGAGUAUCCCUAUGAUGUGAUUGGCCCCUCAGAUGAGCCUGUUUACACAUGUGACACUGGUGAGGCCGGUGACACAGGUGUGUGGCAGCCUGAGCGUGCCACCAAGGACCCCUCUGGCCAUUUCCGUUUCUCUGGCAGCACUGAGGAUGUGUUUGGGCCUUACUCCGUCAUCGAGGCAGUGCCUGCUAAUAGGAUGAGCACCGCUGACCCUGAGGUGAAUCACGAUGGUACAUGCUGUGGUGACAAACCACAAACUGCAAAGGAGAUGGACACAGCAGGCACCUCUAACCAAGAGCCUUAUUAUGUGUCAUCGGACGAUGUGGCAGAGCUAGAGGAUAAACGGAGAGAGAGUGAGGUCCAGGACAGUCCUGAACAGUCCAGCCAAUACAGAGAAACAGCCAAGGAGGAUGUGGAUGAAUACGCAGACAUCGAUGACUCCCUCUGCCCCGAGGCCCAUGACUUUCAGCAGCUGGAGGGUGCCUCAUCAGAAGACUAUGUGGAGAUUGGGGACGAUGAUGAGACGGAUGACACGGAGAGGAAGCAGAUCAGAGGGAGGAGUGUGAAAAAGAGAACAGCCAAGCGGGAGCAGGCUUUCUUCAGCCAGCGGAACAGCUGCCAGCCCCGUCUCAGGCUGUGUAACAUCACAGUGCCAGCAGACCUGGACCGGACACGGACCCCAGAGCUCACCAACAGGGUGGUGUUCGCCCACACCACAGAGGCCUUCGAGGAGGACAUUGAGGAGAUGGACUGCCACAUCGUACCUUAUCACGAGGACUCAGACUCAGACAGCGAGGAGCACAUCUAUGAGGAGGCCGGCUUUGACUCUGAGGGAGAGAACUUUAUCUCUCUGGACCGGAAGAGCAUUGUGACACGGUCACGCUCUUACUCUGGGAAGAUUUCGGGUUAUGUCCCUGAGACGGUUCCUGAGGAGACAUCAGAGUACCAGAGUACUUAUGACUACUGUACUGUGGCCUUAGACCAGAACGGAGAACCUCUGCGACGUCCUGAGCAGCCUGAGGUCAACAGACUCAUCCCCUCGCUGAAGCCACGCCACUUCCUACUAUACCCACACUCGUACUCCGCAGAGGGUCGAGAACUGUCAUUGGGAGCUCACACAGAGGCCAACCAAUCACUGAAGGAGGAUCGUAGGAUGAAAAGGACAGAUGACACCCUCUCUCUGCCAUGUGUUAUCACUUCUUCCGGAAGCUUCUCUAAGCGGAGCCACCAGUCGUCCAGCGACGUUUCCACGCCAACCUCUCUGGUGGACAUCCCACCUCCCUUUGAGCUGGCUUACAUCACCAAGAGACCGGUCACUAAGAGCUCCCCAUCCCUCCUGAUCAGCGUCUCUCCUGAGUCCACAGACAACAAGCACAAGAAGAAGAAGUCCUCAUUCAAGCGCUUCCUGGCCCUGAAGUUCAAGAGGAAGACGGACACUAAAGGCUUUGGUGACGGGAGCAUACGUUCCUCGCGCUCCUCCUCUGAGUCCAGCCACCAUGGCCCAACGAGAAUCCUGGAACUGGAGCGCAGGAGCACUGGCUCCCCUCAGCCCCAGUCCCAGUCCCGUAUGGUGAAGCCCCAGCAGCGCCCUCCAGACCUUCCCUCCACCUUCCUGCUCUACAAAGACCUCAGGAAAGAAGACCCUAAAGCCUAUGGUAGCAGGGGCGUGUCCAGGGUGGAGUCCUUCGAGGAGCGCUCCCGCCGCCCCCUCAUGCCUCUCCCCCUGACCAAACCUCGCUCCAUCUCCUUCCCCAGUGCAGACACUUCUGACUAUGAGAACAUCCCAGCUAUGAGCUCUGACUAUGAGAACAUCCAGAUCCAUCCUGGAGGGAGACCCACCAGAUCCAUGAAAGUCACAGAUUUCUUUGAGGACCCCAAACGCAUGGCGGCACCCUCCAAUGAGACCGAUGGCUAUGUGGAUAUGAACAGCUUCCCUGGGAUCGACAGCAAACCCCAGUCACCUGAGCAGGAGCCUGAAAGUGCCUACACUGAGCCUUUCCCAUUGAAUGAUACUCCAGCAGGGCUUUCAGCUGAAGAGGACCAUGGACGCACCUCAGAGGAGGAGGAGGAGGAGGGAGGAGUGGAGCAUGGCUUUGACAAACAGAUUGAUGGACGAUCCAGAGCCUUCUACGUCGCCAAAGAGCUGGUGGAUUCUGAGAGACUACAUGUAAAGGCCCUUAAGCUCCUUCAAGAGGACUUCAGGGCAGCAGUGUCGGAGGCGGUGGGGGAGGAUGGGGAACCUGUGGUGGAGGAACAGAGGCUGGGGGAGAUACUGGGCAUGCUCCCUGAGGUCUACACACUCCACAGCAACAUCCUCACUGAGCUGGACUCACGCAUCAGACAGUGGGAGGAGAGCCAGCGGGUGGUGGAUGUGAUCCUGUCUCAUCGGGAGGAGUUUGCUGGGUUUGCUACCUACAUAUCUGAGUAUGACCGGAGCAUGUCCCUACUGGCAGAGAGCUGCAAACUCAACCCUGCCUUUCAUGACAUUGUCAAGCAGUUUGAGAAGCAAGGUCCAGAUGGAGUUCAGGUCCAAUUGAAGCACCAGCUGCUGCAGGUCAUUGUGAGAGUCCUCCAGUACCGCAUGUUGCUCACAGAUUACUUAAACAACCUCUCCCCUGAUUCUACAGAAUAUGAGGAUACACAAGCUGCCUUAGUCAUCGUUUCAGAGGUGGCAGACCAGGCUAAUGAAAAUCUCAAGCAAGGGGAGAACUUGCUGCGGCUGGUCCACAUUGAGUACAGUGUCAGAGGCAAGAGAGAUCUACUCAAGCCAGGAAGGGUGUUUGUGAAGGAAGGCACUCUAAUGAAAGUUUCGAGGAAAAGUAGACAGCCCAGACACCUGUUUCUGAUGAAUGAUGUGAUGUUGUACACCUAUCCUCAGCAGGAUGGUAAAUACAGGCUGAAGAACACUCUCUAUCUGUCUGGGAUGAAGGUCAGUAUACCCGUCAUAGACAACAUGCUCAAUGCCCUGAGGAUCGAGGUAUCUGAUGUCAGCAUCACCUUGUCAGCCAGCUCCUGUGGUGAGAGGGAGGACUGGUUCCACACGCUGAGUCGGGCCAUAGCAGACCAUGCUGCAGGCCUGUGUACCUUCGGUGGCCCCUGCAGUGAGGCACGUGAGAAGCUGUGGAUGGCCCUGGGGGAGGCUGCUCCAGUGCUGGUGCCCGUGACUCAUGUGAUGAUGUGUAUGAGCUGUACCUCCGACUUCAGCCUAACCCUGAGACGCCACCACUGCAACGCCUGUGGGAAGGUGGUGUGUCGUGCCUGCUCCAGGAACAGGUAUCCUCUGAAAUACCUCAAAGACAGGAUGGCCAAAGUGUGUGACCACUGCUACGCUGAGCUCAGGAAGAGAGGUGGCAGUAUCUCAGGGGCGUGUGGCAACUCCAGCCCCUGCCCCCAGCGGGCCAGCCGGCCCCUCUCAGCUGUUUUCCAGAGCUUCCAGCCCCCAAGCCUGUGGAGGAGCAGGAAGAGCACCUCUUCACUCAACCAGGUAGAGUUGGGGGCUGAGGGCUCGGCUGUGAGUGGCAGCCUGCAGCGCCGUAAGAAGAGCAAGAGGAAGUGGAAGAGGCUGUGGUUUCUCCUCAAAGACAAGGUGCUCUACACCUUCACAGCACGUGAGGACAAGAUGGCAUCUGAGAGUCUGCCCCUGCAGGGUUUCACAGUGAAGCUGACAGAGAGGCCGGAGGGAGAGGAGAGCUCCAACGUGUUUCAGCUCUACCACAACAAGACACUAUACUAUACCUUUAGAGCAGACGAUCAGCAUACUGCCCGCAGGUGGGUCAAUGCCAUGGAGGAGGCCACAGUGUUAUAACACCUACCUGUCUGCACAGACCGACCCUGCUGUGCAUUGCCUAUCAACCCACUCUCUCUUUCCUGGUUUAUAGCUGUCCCUCACCAUGCCUAAAUGGAAUUAAUAUGAAGACUUAUUUUCUCUUGAAGGAAAUUGAAUAUCAUUCAUCCUUUUGCUACACUGGAUAAAUUCUCACUCUGGGAAAAUGAGUGUCUCUGCGCAAACGCAUCCUUGACAAGGCUGCCAUCUACAGGCAGAAAGGCGUACAUGCAGACUCUGUGUGGCGCAAACGUCCAAGAGUGAGUCUCUUAAGGUGAAAACCUCUCAGUCAAGGAUACUCAGACUGGGUCAGUUCCAAACUCACUGCAGGACUUUGUUUGGGUCAGCAGUGGCGACUUGAACAGGACCCCGAAGUUGGCACUGCGUGCCGAAACGUUGGUUACUAGACCCGUUAAAUGUUUGGGAGCAUAAUAAAAGUGUGCGACUUUCUUUCUUUAUUUUUACACAAAUCUUCUGAGGAAAUAGACAGAACCAGCUCAAAACACACAGGUCCCCGUGUCAACAGACCACAACUGCAUGCCACAACAUGCCACAACUGAAAACUCAUAGACAAUGUAUAUCAACAUUUUUCAUUGACAGCCUCCAGUGCCCAUUCACACACUUAUCUUUUCAGACACUCUUUUUCUACCAUGAACUUGUACAUGGAACAACUUUGUAUGGGUUCUGUUUUGGAUAGUGCAGACUGCUGUACAAACAAUACCAAAUCAGUAUGCUGCCCUACAGAGGCAAAACGCUGUAACUACGUAAUAAAAAAAAUGGCAAAAUCAGACUUCAAAGUCAUUUUCUGUCUAGACAGACUGCAAUUUCUGAUACUCCAUGAUAUAUUCUGAUCAACUGGCUUGUUCUUGUGUCAGGAAACGAAAUAACACCUUCAUAAGAUAAUAUACCUGGUCAUUAAAACAGAUCAAAGAUUUUUGAACAAAAUUCGUAGUUACUGUGUUUUGCAUUUGUAGGGCAGUAUGAACAGCUUUGGUAUUGUAUGGAGACGUUUAUGUGCUGUAAGAGAUGCCUCAUAUUUUAAAUAUAGUGUAAUAUUCAAUUCACACAUUUUGAAGUGAGGUAUAAGAAGUAUUUGUACAGAAAUGUUAUUAUAUGAUGUUACAGGCGAAAGCCAUUUUAUUCAUUAUAUCUUGUCCAAUGUACUCUCUGUAAACAUACUUAUUUUACACCACAGGUUUACUCCUGUGUGUAAUAACAAUGACAGAAUGUGAAAUGUUACAGACAGUUUUAGUAUUAUUCAACAAAAGAUCUGCUUGAAGUAUAUUUCAUAGCUGAAUGUAUAGUUUUAAACCUUUUUGAAAGGGUGGUUACAUUUUUGAAGUGCCAACAGUUUCCAUUUGAAUGCCGUGCCAUGUGUUAUGGAUAAGAUAAUGUGCAUAUAUAAAAUGAUAGUCUUUAUGGCAAUGGCUGAAAAAUAAAUGGUAAAACAAAUAAAUAAAUAUACAGUGGGGAAAAAAUGU
Messenger RNA from Coregonus clupeaformis (lake whitefish), 6422 nucleotides. RefSeq names its product FYVE, RhoGEF and PH domain-containing protein 5-like. The transcript is spliced from 20 exons. Gene Ontology annotation, molecular function: guanyl-nucleotide exchange factor activity; metal ion binding. Gene Ontology annotation, cellular component: cytoplasm. The record is from RefSeq and is a predicted model, not a curated record. Bases 250 to 4923 code for a protein of 1557 amino acids. NCBI's taxonomy places the organism in Eukaryota, Metazoa, Chordata, Actinopteri, Salmoniformes, Salmonidae.